AUGCCUCGCACAGUGCUGCUUGUUGGUGCCAAUCGCGGUAUUGGUUUCAAUCUGGCGCACGCACUAGCCUCGCGAGAUUGGAACGUCAUCGCAACGGUGCGGCCCCAGACCAGAUCUUCAGACGACCCCUCCUUUAAAGAGAUAGAGGCAGUGGCGUCGCAGAUCCUAGAAAUUGAUCUUGCCAGGGAGCAAACCAUAGCCGAUGCUGCCCAGCGUUUUGGUGAUGGACCGCUCGACAUGCUUGUCAAUAUCGCUGGCAUACAGGCUCUCAUUCUCUUCGCCCAGGGACCAUUCCUCACCGCAAAAUACUUCCACCCCAAUCUCAAACUGGCUCGGGGUAAACUGAUCGAUAUCUCGUCCAAUGCUGGCUCUAUCACAAUGUGCAAGGGCGAGGAUCUUGCCUACCGUAUGUCCAAAGCGGCGCUGAAUAUGUUAACCGUCACUCUAGCGAAGGAAUAUCAGAUGAACGAUGACAAUGUUACAGCCAUAGCGUUAAAUCCGGGAUAUGUCGCCACAAGACUCACUAAUUUCAGAUCGCGAGAUAAGAUGGAAGAGUGCAUCGCUGGUAUGGUCAAGGUCAUGGAGUCGGUAGAUAUGAAGGACUCCGGUUCGUUUCUAGACUGGCGAGGAGAGACUCUGCCUUGGUGA
Molecule: messenger RNA, 648 nt
Organism: Phaeoacremonium minimum UCRPA7
Lineage: Eukaryota; Fungi; Ascomycota; Sordariomycetes; Togniniales; Togniniaceae
Product: putative short chain dehydrogenase protein
Exons: 5
Coding region: 1-648 (215 amino acids)
Molecular function (GO): oxidoreductase activity, acting on the CH-OH group of donors, NAD or NADP as acceptor
Source: RefSeq, a predicted model, not a curated record